Messenger RNA from Physella acuta, 523 nucleotides. RefSeq names its product proteasome assembly chaperone 4. Gene Ontology annotation, biological process: proteasome assembly. NCBI's taxonomy places the organism in Eukaryota, Metazoa, Mollusca, Gastropoda, Physidae. The record is from RefSeq and is a predicted model, not a curated record.
AUACGGUCGGCCUAGGCUAGGCUACAUUCUUGGCACUUAGUAAGAGAAAAUUCAUCGCUGCUGCGGAAUAAAGACAAAUCUACCGGCAUUUUAUUAGCCCCAUUCUAAAGAAAUAAAAUGUCUUCUUUAUCAGUUCUUGACUUUUCUGAUAACUUAUUAGAGAAAACAGUAUAUUUCAAAAUAAUCAAACUUGAAGAAAGUUUUUUUAUAUGGGUUGGUGCAAAUCCAAUUUUAUCAAACAUGGCUGUUGCGAUGCCGGCAAAAUAUGGAAACAUACCCUCCGGCAGUGUCCUGUUUGGUGGCAAGUCGGAGCACACAUCUUCGGCUUUGGCGCAGAAACUUGCUAAAAAAUACAACAGCCAAGUGUUCAUAAGCUGCAGCAUCCCAUUCGAGCCGACCCUGUCACUGGCAGUAGAGAGACGACUGGUCCAAGAACUGAAUAAGUCCAUUAGUACUUAGAUCUUUGUUGUCUUUUUCAUAUGUAUAUAUCUGUUUAAUAAAGGACAAAUGAUAGAAUUCACUG